Messenger RNA from Apodemus sylvaticus (European woodmouse), 3220 nucleotides. RefSeq names its product vexin (gene Vxn). NCBI's taxonomy places the organism in Eukaryota, Metazoa, Chordata, Mammalia, Rodentia, Muridae. Gene Ontology annotation, biological process: neurogenesis; neuron differentiation. The record is from RefSeq and is a predicted model, not a curated record. Bases 368 to 991 code for a protein of 207 amino acids. The transcript has 6 exons.
CAGCCAAGCUGUGCGCUAACCGAGUAGGCGAAUUCACUUCGUCACUUCACAAAAGACUUCCAAAUUCACUGCGGCAGACACUGCAAAAUAAAAUGUUAAGUACAUCCUAGCUGAGGGGGAGAGACGGAGGGCUCCGUGUUCAAUCAAAGGUUUGCAAUAAUAGGAUUUAUUUAAGAAAGGGAAAAAAAGACAGAUGGGAUUAGGAAAUGUUGCUGCGGUGAGACUGUCAUGAGAGGCACGGGCAGCCUGCCUUUUGUGGACCUGCACAAUGAUCCCAGAGCCAGACUGGCUUAGGAGACCCUGGGACUAGGGCUCCAGAGCGAGGCCACGGGCUUCCGGACACCCUGCAGGGCAGGAGGCUGAGACCAUGCAUCAGAUCUACAGCUGCAGUGAUGAGAAUAUUGAAGUUUUCACCACCGUGAUUCCUUCCAAGGUGUCCAGUCCAUCCAGGAGAAGAGUCAAGAGCUCUCAACACCUCUUGGCCAAGAAUGUGGUGAUCGAGUCCGACCUGUACCCGCCACCGAGGCCCCUGGAGCUGCUGCCUCAGCGCUGUGAGCGCAGGGACACAGGUGAUCGCAGGUGGCUGCAGACUGGCCGACUGCAGACCGCCAGGCCACCAGGGGCGCAACCCAACAAAACCCCCGCCAGACCUGUGGGGACUUCUGAACCCAAAGCGUCGAAUCUGUGUGGGACUCGGGCAUAUGGAAAGUCCUUGAUUCCUCCAGUGACCAGGAUCUCAGCGAAAGCUCCAGCUGGGGUGGAGGUGGCAGCCAAGGGCUCUGAACAUGGAGCUGUUCUGGGAAGAGGAUCCAGACACCUCAAGAAGAUAGCAGAAGAGUACCCAGCCCUUCCCCAAGGAGCAGAAGCCUCCCUGCCACUAACAGGCAGUGUUUCCUGUGGAGUCCCUGGCAUCCUGCGAAAAAUGUGGACCAGGCACAAGAAGAAGUCUGAGUAUGUGGGAGCCACCAAUGGCGCCUUUGAAGCCGACUAAAGUCCACCUUUCAUGGCGCCUUGCAUUGGCCAAGGUUCACUGGGAGAGAGAAGAGUUGAGGACUGAGACUGAGCCACCCUCCCCUCUGCUGGUCGCUGGUCCACACACAUCAUCAUUCCUUACACUCUGGCAUGGGACAUGGAAAGUAACAUCCUCAGAAGGCAGGAAAGCCGUUCCUCAGAACUGCUAAAGCCAUUGAUCUUAAAGCCGUAUUAGUCAAUUACAAAAGUUAUGUCCCUACUUUAAGGCAAAACUAUACCAAAAGCAAACUUCCCUGGCCUGUUUGAAAGCCUUCCAAGGAAAACAGAAGGCAGUUGAUCUGUCUUCUUUGUGAGUUUUCCCAAGAUGUAUGGUUUCUGGUGUAAAUGUAAAAGUUUGGUCCUGAGGUACUCAGAACACAACAGUUCUUACUUUUCCCAUUCCAUGUCUGUUUUCCCUUGAUGAAAUACAAAGCGCUUCAUCAUCUGUUCUAAUAUCUACUUUAUCAUUGUCACUCUGCUUUGCUGACCUGGGCAUGACUGCAUGAGCUCUCUUCUUUUAGGUGCGUUCUUUUCUAUAGAAAGGUACUUAAAAUGCCAAUGUUAAAUUUAAUGUCUGAUAUUUUGUGCCGUGGAGCAAUUGGCCAGCUUUUGUGCAGUGACUUCAACCCAGAGAGCAUUCUCCCAUCAUUGUCUCUUCUCACCAUUACAUAACCUCUGAUAAGAAAGCACUGUGGUCCCCAAUUUACAGAUUGAGACACUGGGGCAUCUGGAUGGCGGUAUGUGACUUGACAGCAGCAUGUGGGACUUCUCUAAAAUAACUGAUUUAAGAAAGUUUUUAAAUGGAGAGACGAAUCUGACAACGUUGGAACAAAGAAGUGAUUCAAAUGAAAUGCAUCACUGUGCAUUAGAUAAUUAAGAUGGGUGCAAAGAACAAGGAUCCCAGUACCUCAAGAGGUUUAGUCAGGAGGAUUACAUGUUUGAGACAUGCCUGGGCAGACUAGCAAGAUCCUGUCUCAAAAUAAAACAAAGCACACACAUGCACACACAUGCACACACGCACACACACACACACACACACACACACACACAGAGAGAGAGAGAGAGAGAGAGAGAGAGAGAGAGAGAUCCUGCAUAGAUGAAACCAGAAGAAAUCACCAUCUUUGUAGGUUGAAACAGCUGAAAAUCAAUUUCCUGUGGCUCAAACUAAUAUUUACUAUCAUUUAAAAAUGAUCCUGUAAGAAAUAAUAGUAAUCAGAGCUAUUCUUUGUUUAAUGCUUACCUGCCCUGUGCAGGCACAGUGUUGAACACCUUGCAUGAAUUAAGCUAGUCUAACAACUAACUUAGGUGAAUUUACCCACUGUGUACAUUGAUACUAACUCAAAAAGAUUAAGUGAUCAGAUUGAAGUCACCUAACUCUAGGUGUCCAACUUUGAUGCCCAUAUUAUAUCUUCUCCUUCACACAAAAUACAGAACACGGAAGGCUGGAAAUUAGCAAAGAAUCUUUGUCUGCAGUGGCCCGGGAGAGGCUGCCUGGAUCACAGUGUGGAGAUGAGGCAUCAGCGUGCAGACACUGCAUGCAGAGACUGGCUAGUGGUAUCAGCCUAUGCAGUGCUCGGUAACACAGACUGUAUGUAUUUCUCAUCUGUGGCUUAAAUUCUGCCCCCAGAAGUCUUGUUUCCUAAUUAAGAGGUUUAAAUUAACCCAGUCUUCUUAAUGAAAGCAGAAACUCAGUGGUGAAUUCUACCUUAAGAUUAUGUUGAGAAUUACCAGGUCUCAGCACAAGAAUGAGUUGGAAGUGUUUGGGUCUCAGCCUUGCUUCUGCUGCUCUGUAGAUUCUGCUCUCCUGUUCCUGACACUCUGGGUAAACCGGAACAAUGGCAGAAGGUCAAACCCUGACUUCCACGCUCUUGCUGUUCUGAUUGCAACCCUUCCACCUCCGCUUUAGACCCUGAGCAUCUGAAAGCUCAUGUCCGAAGAGUCUGGACACUUGCUUUGUCCUAGUGAACCAUCCAAUGUCAUAUCCAAUAUUAAGUUGGACUCUAGAACAAAGUUAGGGAUAAAAGAGGUCACAGAGUCUCUAAUGAUUGAACUUAUUUAACUUAAAAUUGAUGUCUUAAAUGUGUGUGUGGUACCUGGAGAUUUAUAUGUAGACCUGGACUCACUUUUUAUCUUUAAUUUAAAUUUAAACAUGGUGAAAUGUUUGCCUUGUGUAGAACAUUUCAUUUGGCCAAUUCAAAUAAAAAUAAAG